AUGAGCUUCGCAGGAAAAGGCAAUGAAUCUACAAUCGGGGAUGGAAGUAAUGCCGACCAGCAAGAUGUUGCUUUUACUUUGAAAGCCAUGCAACAACAAUUCGAGAGAUUGGAAGUUGUUUUUGGAGAUAUCCGUGAUAGAAUGGACCGGAAAGAUCAACGAAUUGAUCAAAUGCAGAGGGAGCAACCCAGGCAGCAUGUGCGAGUUCCCAAUGCAAGGAGACUAAUCCGCCAGCCGGCGAAUUCUCAUGAUGAAGAAGAUGAAGAUUAUGAGGAAGAUGAUGAAAUUGCAUCCGUGGGAAGUGUGAGGAGAGCCAGAGGAGUUAGGAAUGAGGGGCGAAGACAUGGUAGACGAGAUCAUGCAAUUAGAGAUGGAGUAGAUAGGAAUAUUGGGAGUAUUAAAAUGACGAUACCACCUUUUCAAGGUAGGAAUGACCCUGACGCUUUUAUCGAGUGGGAGAGGAAGGUGGAGCUUGUAUUUGAUUGCCAUAAUUACUCGGAAGAGAAAAAAGUGAAGCUUGCAGCGGUGGAAUUCACUGAUUAUGCCAUCGUUUGGUGGGACAAAUUGGUUAAGGAAAGAAGAAGGAACCAUAAAAGGCCUAUUGAGACCUGGGAGGAGAUGAAGACUGUCAUGCGGAGGCGAUUUGUUCCCUCGUAUUACUAUCGCGAUUUGCAUUUAAAAUUGCAAAGUCUAAGGCAAGGGACGAGGAGCGUGGAAGACUACCACAAGGAGAUGAAAAUAGCUUUGAUUCGGGCAAACAUUGAAGAAGAUGAAGAGGCAACUAUGGCCAGGUUUUUAUGUGGUUUGAAUCGAGAAAUUACUAAUGUGGUGGAGUUGCAACAUUAUGUGGAGAUAGAAGAGAUAGUUAGCAUGGCCAUGAAAGUAGAACGGCAACUCAAGAGAGGGAGACCAGCCAAGCAUGAGGGCGGUUCUUAUUCAGGAUCUUCAAAUUGGAAGUCGAAAUGGGGUGCCAGCUCAAGACCAGUAGAGAAACCCAAAUCGAAUGCUGAAAAGAGCAUGAGCAAGAGUCAAGGGGACAACAAGGAGAGAGGUAACUCUACAUCCCAACCUCAAAAGAAUAGAGAUAUCAAAUGUUUUCGGUGUUUGGGGUCUGGGCAUAUUGCUUCUCAAUGUCCAAAUAAAAGGGUAAUGAUCAUGCUGGAUAGUGGGGAAAUUGAAACUGAAGAGGAGGAAAGUGAUUCAAUGCCAACACAAGAUGAUUCUAGUAGUGAUUAUGAAUAUGCUGCUGAGGGGAAUGCCUUAGUAAUCAUGCGAGCACUGAAUGUACAAAUUAAGGAAGAAGAGAGAGAUGAUGUGCAAAGGGAAAAUAUAUUCCACACUAGAUGCCAAGUGAAGGAUCGGGUAUGUAGUUUGAUCAUUGACGGGGGUAGCUGUGUGAAUGUGGCUAGUAAAUUACUUGUUGACAAGUUGGGAUUGCGUACAUUGAAGCAUCCUAGGCCAUAUAAGCUGCAAUGGUUGAAUGAAAGUGGAGAAGUGAAGGUGAACAAGCAAGUUCUGGUUUCCUUUACAAUUGGGAGAUACAAGGAUAAAGUUCUUUGUGAUGUAGUGCCCAUGCAUGCUAGUCAUAUAUUGCUUGGGAGGCCAUGGCAGUUCGAUAGACAGGCAAUACAUGAUGGGUAUAAGAAUCGAUACUCUUUUGUCAAUGAUGGUAGAAAGGUGACACUUGUUCUAUUGACACCUUAUCAGGAGUUUGGAGAUGUCUUUCCCACGGAGUUACCCAAUCGUUUGCCACCAAUAAGGGGAAUUGAGCAUCAAAUCGACUUUGUGCCAGGAGCUGCAAUUCCGAACCGGCCAGCAUAUCGAACUAAUCCGGAGGAGACAAAGGAACUUCAAAGGCAAGUGGACGAGCUUUUAGCUAAAGGGCAUGUGCGUGAGAGCAUGAGUCCUUGUGCGGUCCCGGUGUUGCUGGUGCCAAAGAAAGAUGGUGCUGUUUUGAUGCAGGAAAAACGAUCGAUUGCCUACUUUAGUGAGAAGCUAAAUGGAGCCGCUUUGAAUUAUUCUACAUAUGACAAGGAACUCUAUGCUUUGGUCCGCGCUUUAGAGACAUGGCAGCACUAA
Punica granatum (pomegranate) is the source of this 2079-nucleotide messenger RNA. NCBI's taxonomy places the organism in Eukaryota, Viridiplantae, Streptophyta, Magnoliopsida, Myrtales, Lythraceae. The record is from RefSeq and is a predicted model, not a curated record.